Saccharomycopsis crataegensis is the source of this 684-nucleotide messenger RNA. RefSeq names its product Gos1p (gene GOS1). The record is from RefSeq and is a predicted model, not a curated record. Gene Ontology annotation, cellular component: Golgi membrane; Golgi medial cisterna; SNARE complex. The coding region runs from base 1 to 684 and encodes 227 amino acids. The transcript has a single exon. Gene Ontology annotation, molecular function: SNAP receptor activity. NCBI's taxonomy places the organism in Eukaryota, Fungi, Ascomycota, Saccharomycetes, Ascoideales, Saccharomycopsidaceae. Gene Ontology annotation, biological process: vesicle fusion; endoplasmic reticulum to Golgi vesicle-mediated transport.
AUGUCAUUUGCCUCAAUUAGAACACGAGCAUUAUCUUUGGAAACCCAGACCGUUGGCAUCAUCGCCAGCUAUUCAGGAUUUACUCAGAAUAUAUCAUCUAUUGCCUCGACGAAAGAGGAAGGGUUGGAAUCUGAGAUCUCAGAAAUAUUACUCAAGCGUGAGAAUUUGCUCAAGAAACUCGAUGAUAUUGCCAACAACGAUGCCAAUCUUUCGAUAGUCAAGUUACAACAAUUGGCCAGGCACAAAGAGGUGCUUCUAGAUCAUAAACGAGAUUAUCAUAGAAUAAAACAACAGAUUGAAGAAGCGAGAAAUCGGUCUAAUUUAUUGAAUUCUGUGAGAUCCGAUAUCGAGGACCAUAGAAAUCGCAGCAAGAAGAACAACAAUAACAAUAGUAAAGAUAAUGGUAUUGAUGAAUUGGACUACAUGAACGACGAGCGCAAGAGAGCUAACCAGGCCAACUCGGUGGCUGAUAUGUUGUUGGAACAAGCGUAUAGAACCAGAGACGAAAUCAUGAGUCAAAACAGUACAUUGAGCAAUGUGAAUAAAAGGCUCAUGGCAACCAUAACCCACAUGCCAGGAAUCAAUGUGGUGAUCAAAAAGAUUGGCACCAGAAGAAGAAGGGAUCUGAUAAUCAUGGCCAGUGUUAUUUCUUUUUGCAUAAUUGUAUUUUUCUUCUUAUUAUAG